Molecule: messenger RNA, 6464 nt
Organism: Momordica charantia (bitter melon)
Lineage: Eukaryota; Viridiplantae; Streptophyta; Magnoliopsida; Cucurbitales; Cucurbitaceae
Product: RIBOSOMAL RNA PROCESSING 5
Biological process (GO): rRNA processing
Cellular component (GO): small-subunit processome; nucleus; nucleolus
Molecular function (GO): protein binding; RNA binding
Source: RefSeq, a predicted model, not a curated record
CAUUCUCACACUCUUCGAGCUUCUGCUCUGUUUUUACUCUUCUCCUCGUUUCGGCCGCCGCCAGCCUCUCUUCUUCUCCGGCGGCGACUCCUCCCCUCGACGGCGUGGGUCUUUCAGGCGAUUCCUCCACGAACGGUGCGGUGAGACUCGAACCUGCGGUGGCGCGACGAUACUGAUUUCUUCCUUUGACGAAGUUCUGCACUGACCCAGCAAAAACCCGAGUUGUUUCGCUCAUUGAGGUCGUGUCGUGAAGAUGGCGCCACCUUCAAAAAAAUCACUGGAUGGCCCAAAGUUCAAUAAGCAUUCCAAGAAGGCAUUCAAAUCAAAGAAAAAACCGAAUGAUAUAGCUAGAACCGAAGCCAUGUCGUUGCAGAUUGAAGAUGAUGUUCCGGACUUCCCCAGAGGCGGAGGUGGUUCAUUAAGCCAAAUGAAACGUGAAAAAGUACAUGCCCAAGGAGAUGAGGAGUUUCGAACCGGAGAUCUGAAGAUGACAACAAAGAGGGGAAAGAUGAGAAGAAAGCAUUCAUCAAAUGAGGAUGAUUUGGACUCCCUAUUGAACAGUGGUGUAGUGGGGAACCUCCCUAAGUAUGCAAAUAAGAUAACUUUGAAGAAUAUAAGUCCAAGAAUGAAACUUUGGGGAGUCGUUGCUGAAGUAAAUAAAAAGGAUCUUGUUAUUAGUCUGCCUGGGGGCUUACGUGGAUUAGUGUGUGCUGCUGAUGCUUUUGAUCCAAUUUCGGAAAAAGAAAUCGAGGAUCCGGAGCAUGAUUUACUUUCUGUCAUGUUCCAAGUUGGGCAACUGGUUCCAUGUGUUGUGCUGAAAGUGGAUGAUGACAACAAAGAAUCAGGGAAGAGAAAGAUCUGGCUUUCAUUACGUUUAUCUAUUAUGUACAAAGACUUCUCAUUGGACCUUCUUCAAGAAGGAAUGGUUCUGACAUCAUAUGUGAAAAGCAUUGAAGAUCAUGGCUACAUUCUUCAUUUUGGUUUGAAUUCCUUCACGGGGUUUUUGCCAAAGACCAGCCAAUCUGGACCAGGAAAUGAUGUGCAGGUUGGGCAACUUCUUCAAUGUGUUAUUAGAAGCAUUGACAAAACUCGCAAAGUAGUUUAUUUGAGUUCUGAUCAAGAUAUUGUGUCCAGAUGUGUGGCGAAGGAUCUAAAAGGUAUUUCAAUUGACCUCCUCGUCCCUGGAAUGAUGGUUAGUGCACGUGUACAAUCAACCCUCGAAAAUGGGAUCAUGCUAUCCUUUCUGACUUAUUUUAAUGGAACUGUUGAUAUGUUUCAUUUGCAAGAUAGUUUUCAUUCUUCAAAUUGGAAAGCUCAUUACAACCAGAACAUGAAGGUCAAUGCUCGGAUAUUAUUUAUUGAUCCGUCAACUAGAGCUGUGGGGUUGACCCUGAUUCCACAUCUUGUCCAUAACAGGGCUGCACCUCCAAAUGUGAGAAUUGGCGAUAUAUAUGAUUCUGCAAAAGUUGUUAGGGUUGAUAGAAGAUCAGGACUGCUUCUUGAAGUAACCUCUUCUCCAGAGUCAACACCAACAUUCGUCAGUGUCUCUGAUAUGGCUGAAGAGGUCGUGAAAAAGAUUGAAAAGAAGUUUAAAGAGGGGAGUCAUGUUCGUGUUCGCAUUCUUGGCUUUAGACAUUUGGAAGGACUUGCCAUUGGGACUUUGAAGGCCAGUGCCUUUGAAGGUCCGGUGUUUUCCUACUCAGAUGUGAAGCCUGGGAUGUUGAUACGUGCUAAAGUUAUUGUUGUUGAUAAUUUUGGUGCUAUCGUGCAAUUUCCUGGUGGUCUUAAGGCUCUGUGUCCUCUAUGUCACAUGUCUGAAUUUGAAAUUGCUAAACCUCGAAAAAAAUUCAAGGUUGGGGCUGAAUUCAUUUUCCGCGUGCUUGGUUGCAAGUCCAAGAGAAUAACUGUUACAAACAAGAAGUCACUCGUAAAAUCAAAACUGGAAGUUCUUAGUUCGUAUGCUGAUGCUAUCGCGGGAUUAGUGACCCAUGGCUGGAUAACGAAGAUUGAAAAACAUGGUUGCUUUGUCAGGUUUUACAAUGGUGUUCAAGGUUUUGCUCCGAGAUUUGAACUCGGAAUAGAAUCUGGUUCUGAUCCAAGUUCAACAUAUCAUAUCGGGCAAGUCAUCAAAUGUAGAAUAACAAGCUCUGUUCCUUCCUCCAAGCGUAUAAGCCUUAGUUUUGUAAUGAAGCCUGCAAGGGUUUCUGGAGAUGAAAAGGUUGAAUUGGGUUCUAUUGUUUCGGGUGUGGUUGAUGAAAUAACCCAGACCCACGUAACAUUUUAUAUUAAUAGAACCAGUUACUCGAGGGGAAGGAUAUCCACUGAACAUUUGUCAGAUCAUCAGGUGCAUGCUGCUUUGAUGAAGUCUGUUUUGAAGCCUGGAUAUCAACUGGAUAAACUCAUUGUACUAGAUAUUGAGGGGGAAAGUUUAAUCCUCUCUGCAAAACAGUCUCUAAUCAAUUUGGCUCAUCAGCUUCCAUCUGACUCGAGUCAAGUAAAUCGAUAUUCUGUUAUCCAUGGAUUCAUUUGUAACAUUAUAGAAACUGGUUGUUUUGUUCGCUUUCUAGGACGUUUAACUGGCUUUUCUCCACGUAAUAAGGCUAUUGAAGAUCAAAAAUUUGAUCUACAUGAAGCAUUUUAUGUUGGACAAUCGGUUCGUAGUAAUGUAGUUGAUGUGAUUAAUGAAACGGGUAGAAUUACACUUUCUUUGAGGCAGUCGACUUGUUUUUCAACUGAUGCUUCCUUUAUGUUGGAAUAUUUUAUGACCGAAGAGAAGAUUGCAAAACUUCAAUCAUUGGAUGAAUCAGACUGGGCAGAAGAAUUUGCAAUUGGUAGUGUGGUUGAGGGAAAAGUUCAAGAGGUCAAGGACAUUGGAGUUAUUAUCAGCUUUGAGAAGUAUCAUGAUGUUUUUGGUUUUAUUGCACUCCAUGGAUCAAGUGGGUCCACAGUGGAAACGGGUUCUACCAUUCAGGCUGCGGUUCUUGAUGUCUCCAGAACCGAACGACUUGUGGAUUUAUCCUUAAAACCCGAAUUAGUUGAUAAACGCAAGGGACAAAAUUCUAGCAGGAAAACUAGUAAAAAGAAACGGAAGGUCGAAGCAUUGGAGGAUUUAGAGGUGAAUCAGACUGUGCAGACUUUAGUGGAAGCUGUGAAGGAAAACUAUCUGGUUCUUUCACUGCCAGAGUAUGGCUAUACUAUAGGUUAUGCAUCUACAUAUGAUUACAAUACCCAAAGGUUUCCUCAGAAACAAUUUACAAUCGGACAAAGCGUUGUUGCUUCUGUUGCGGCUCUUCCGUGUCCCUCAACAUUUGGAAGGCUGCUUCUGCUUCUGAAGUCAAUAAGCGAGGCCAUUGUUACUCCUGGUUCCAAACGAUCGAAAAAGAACUCUUCAUGUGAAGUGGGAUCUCUUGUUCAUGCAGAGAUCACUGAUAUUCAGCCUCUUGAAAUGAGAUUGAAAUUUGGAGUUGGGUUACGUGGACGAGUUCAUGUCACAGAGUGCUGCGCACAGGUAAGUAAUGAGCAUGAUGAAACUUCAGAAGCUCCAUUUAGUAACUUCAGGGUUGGACAAACAGUAGUUGCAAGGAUUGUUGCAGAGGCUAAUCGUGCAGCUAACAGAAGAAAGGGCUACCUAUGGGAGUUGUCUGUUAAACCUGAAGCUCUUAAGGAUUCCAGUGGUGUGGUAAGUGAGAUUACAAAUGAAGAUUUGGGGUUUUCAAUUGGACAACGAAUCACUGGCUAUGUUUGCAAUGUCAGUGGUGAGUGGGCUUGGUUAGCUGUUACUCGAGAAGUGACUGCCCAACUAUUUAUUCUUGAUAGUUCUUGCGAGCCUACUGAACUUCAAGAGUUUUCCAAGCGCUUCAAUGUUGGAAGGGCUGUUUCUGGUCACAUAUCUAACAUUAAUGGCGAGAAAAAAAUCUUACGGUUGGUUUUGCGUCAUUUAUCUACCACCCCAAGAGGAAGAAUUGAUCAAGAAAAUUUUAAGAUAAGUAAUUUGCCGACGGAAAUUAUAAGUAAGAAAGUCGCAUGUCAUUUCAAUGAAGGAGACAUUGUUGGUGGAAGAAUAUCAAAAGUACUUCCAGGUGUUGGUGGGCUGCUUGUUCAAAUUGGUCCCCAUAUGUCUGGCAGGGUUCAUUAUACAGAAAUUACUGACAGUUUGGUGCCUGAUCCGUUGUCUGGAUAUAGUGAAGGACAAUUUAUCAAGUGCAAGGUUAUAGAAAUUGCCCAUUCAGUUAAAGGUACAACACAUAUUGAUUUGUCACUACGAUCUUCAGCUGGCCUCCUCUAUCAGAACAAUGUAGAACACAGUAACCAUGAAAAUAUUUCUUCCCAACGAGUGGAGAAGAUAGAAGAUCUUCAUCCCAAUAUGGAGGUUCAGGGUUAUGUGAAAAAUGUUUCUCCGAAAGGAUGCUUCAUUUUGCUCGCGCGGUGCUUGGAGGCAAAAAUCCUCCUAUCUAAUUUAUCUGACGGAUAUAUUGAUGAUCCUGAGAAGGAGUUCCCCAUCGGAAAACAUGUCCGUGGAAGGAUAUUGUCUUUGGAGCCUUUGUCAAAGCGAGUUGAAGUCACCCUGAAGUCGGUGACUAAAAAUGGUGCAUUGAGAGCAAAUAAUUAUGAUUUAAGAAGUUUUUCUGCUGGAGAAGUUAUAUCUGGAAAGAUUAAACGGGUGGAGUCAUUUGGUUUGUUUAUCACCAUUGAUGAUUCGGAUGUGGUUGGGCUGUGUCAUGCGUCAGAAGUUUCAGACGAUCGUAUUGAUAAUCUAGAAUUUAGAUACCAUGCUGGGGACAAAGUGAAAGCAAAAGUACUAAAGGUGGAUGAGAAAAGACAUAGAAUUGCUCUGGGAAUGAAGAGUUCAUACAUAGGAGAAAGCAGUGAAAUUUAUACGCAUGUGGAACAAGAGCAUGACGAUGUCACUGAUGACGAUGAUCUUAUUGGUGAUAUUAGACUGCCAAUGCAUCUAGAUAGCAGUUCAACCAUGUUCCAGAAUAUGGAUAUUGAAUUGGACAGUGUUGAGCCUGAACAGCCACUUAGUCUAGCAGAAUCAAGGGCUUUUGUUCCUCCACUUGAGGUCAAUCUUGAUGAUGUAGAUGAAACUGAUAUGGAUGGUUUACGGUGCGAAAAUAAAGAGUUGGUGAGUGUUGCAGACUCUCCAAGGGAAAAGGACAGACGAGAGAAGAAAAAAGCUAAAGAAGAAAGGGAAAAAGAGGUGAGGGCUGCUGAGGAAAGAUUAUUGCAGAAUAAUGUGCCAACUACUGCUGAUGAAUUUGAAAAAUUGGUCAGAAGCUCUCCUAACAGCAGUUUUGUUUGGAUAAAGUAUAUGGCAUUCAUGCUAUCUAUGGCUGAUGUGGAGAAAGCCCGUGCAAUAGCUGAGAGGGCUUUGAGGACAAUCAAUAUUCGGGAAGAGAAUGAGAAGCUUAAUGUCUGGUUGGCUUACUUUAAUCUGGAAAACGAAUAUGGAAAUCCUCCAGGGGAUGCUGUAACCAAAAUUUUUCAACGAGCGUUGCAGUGUAAUGAUCCUAAGAAGGUUCAUUUAGCGUUGCUGGGAAUGUAUGAGAGGACAGAGCAACAUAAGUUGUCAGAGGAGCUCCUGGACAAGAUGAUCAAGAGGUUCAAACAUUCUUGCAAGGUUUGGCUAAGGCGAAUCCAGAGUUUGUUAAAGAACGGACAAGAUGAAGUUCAAUCAAUCGUAAACCGUGCACUACUAAGCCUUCCACGACGUAAGCACAUUAAAUUUAUCUCACAAACAGCUAUUCUUGAAUUCAAAUGUGGGGUGGCAGAUCGAGGUCGGUCAAUGUUUGAAGGAAUUCUUCGAGAGUACCCAAAGAGAACGGACUUGUGGAGCAUCUAUCUUGAUCAAGAAAUUCGGAUUGGUGAUGCUGAUAUGAUACGUGCUCUGUUUGAGAGGGCAACUAGUUUAUCUCUUGCUACCAAGAAGAUGAAGUUCUUAUUCAAAAAAUAUCUGGAAUAUGAAAAGUCUGUUGGUGAUGAAGGACGGAUCGAAUCGGUGAAGCAAAAGGCACUGCAAUACGUCGAGAGUGCACUAGCCUGAUGAAUUUCAACCAGCUGCACUUCAUUUGCCAUGGCAGGUUAAUUGCAAAAGCAGACACCAUCCUAGAACUCGAAGAUCUAACUAGCGUCGUUUGACUAAGAACUCGACAGCGCCCCCACAUUUUUGUUAGUUGUGAAGUGGAGGGGUUUGUAUGAGUAUUUUCCUUCUGAAGUUCUCAGUUAUGGUAAUCAGACAAAGUAAGAUUGUAUUCUCCCUAUCCCAAUUUUGUAUCAUAUUAAGUUUCUCUUACAAUUACAACAAGAACAACUACAUUUUUUUGCUGGUUUCAGUGAAAAUUUGUCUCAUAUUUUUUUAUUCUAAAGUGGUAUGAUAUAAACCUGAGAACCAUAUAACAAUUGGGGAUUGCAAAAAAACCAACCUCAUACUUUUCUUUUUUCGAAAUUGUUAGCUUAAUUUGGAA